ACAUAAUGCGCUUUCUCGUUUGUUGACUUUAACUACGUCAUUAAUGCAAAGGAAAAAUGGAUGUAUCACAAAUAAGCAGAAAAGAGCGCUCGAAGGCAAGCACUUCGGGGAAAUUCCGAAUCCACUUGUUGAUAAUCCUUCUCUUCUCAACGGCGCUUUCAGCGAUAUCAAUUGUUUCGUCAAUCUUGACUCACUUCUCCGAUCCAGUAAAUUUCAUUUCGGCAGUAUUCUUGCCAUCAAGUCGAGCCAAUGCGAGCAUGGUCUCCAGUUCUGAGGUUUCGGAUGACACUCUUUCCUCAACUUAUCGGGUCAAAACAGAAACAGUAGUAGAAGGACCCGCUCAGUCGAUGUAUCUUCCUGCUCAGCCUUCUUCCAUGAUCUUACUGCGUGCCAUUGGGAAUGCGUUGCCACCUCGGCACAGCCCACGACAAACUCUUGACAAUCUAGAGUUUACUUUAGCUCAUGAAAAAGCAUUUCCAAACACAACACGCCAUUGGUUUGUGAAUCGUAUUGUAGAUCCGAAGGUUCGAGAGCAACUGCUAUGCCGACUUCGCAAGGCCAACGAAACCUACACUAUAAUACCCUUCAACAUACAAGUCUAUGGCCAACUCUCAAAAAUCCCGACUCUUAAUGCUACCGAACCAAACAGAAGCAGGACAUUAGCGCACAGAGGAAGAUUUGCUGAAGAGGAGAAGAAGCACGAAAAGAUUCUGUACGUCAUCAAUGUAAACGGCGUCAGGAACGCCAUGCUAGAAUAUGGUCGGCGACACACAAAUGCCCAGUACAUUCUUCCGUGGGAUGGGAAUUGCUUCCUGACCCAAAAUGCUUGGUCUGCGAUUCAGUCGUCUCUGACCAUGCAUCCAGAUGACAAGUAUUUCUUAUCACCCAUGGAUCGGCUAAAGGAGCCCAACGAAGCUUUACUAUCGGAAUCAUACAAACCAAACGCUGUGGAAGAGCCGCAAAUCAUCUUCCAUCGAACAGCACUAGCCAGAUUUAAUGAAAAUCUCCGGUACGGGCGACGAGAUAAGGUAGAGCUCCUGACAAGGAUACGGGCGCGAGGUCCAUGGGACACGGCACUUUGGGACUGGCAGGAGUCGGAAGUGACAAGCUUGGAUAUGAAGCCAACCCCAGACUCCUCCGCGGACGUGCCAGUCGCCGGGUGGUCGGUGCGUUUGUAUUCGGGUAAAGAUGGUGCUGAGCAACCUGGCGCAGUUGCUCUGCGUGGGAGCUUGAGGAGAAAAGCUGUGUCAAUGCUCUUAACUCGUCUCGACCAUGAUUAUUCAGCAGUCAACGAGCAUCAAAGAAAGGCCGAGUGGAUCGCCGGUAUGCAGCAGCUGCAACCAACUACUGCUACUUGUUUGUGCAAGUAUUCUACGUGUCACCAUCCAACAUAG
This is a messenger RNA of Phaeodactylum tricornutum CCAP 1055/1, 1394 nucleotides long. RefSeq lists its product with no specific name. The record is from RefSeq and is a predicted model, not a curated record. The transcript has a single exon. NCBI's taxonomy places the organism in Eukaryota, Bacillariophyta, Bacillariophyceae, Surirellales, Neidiaceae. Bases 57 to 1394 code for a protein of 445 amino acids.